This is a messenger RNA of Momordica charantia (bitter melon), 2401 nucleotides long. RefSeq lists its product as uncharacterized. The record is from RefSeq and is a predicted model, not a curated record. NCBI's taxonomy places the organism in Eukaryota, Viridiplantae, Streptophyta, Magnoliopsida, Cucurbitales, Cucurbitaceae. Gene Ontology annotation, molecular function: metal ion binding.
UUUUGUUUAGAGAGAGAAACAAUGGUUUUUAACCAGGAUCAUUGAAUGCAUAAGAGAGAGAGAGGAAGCACUUUCUUUUUUGUUUUGUUUUGUUUUGUUUUUGCUAUACGUAUUUAGUGAUUAUAGGAGUGGUAGCUACAUUUGUAAUUACAACCCAUCUAAUGAUUUCUUUCUCGUACUAUGCUUUGAACUCUUUUGUUUGGUAGGUUAUGUCUUGUUUCUUUCUAAGAAUGGUGUAUUAGUUUAUUUCUUUUUUCCACUACUUUUCAUAGCCCUUUUUCUUGAUAAUGCAAGAAUAUUAAGUUAAUUGUACUUUGCUUUCUAUGUUUGAAAUCUUAAUCAAAUCUCAAAAACUAAAACUAGGUGUUUAGAGGAGAAAAACCCGAUUUCUCUAGUUUCUAAAAUUUGGCAAAGAUUUAAGAAAAUGUUCUUAGGAAGUAGACUAUAAGACAUAAACUAACUUUAAAAACAAAAUCUAAUCUAGAACGUGGAAGAAAAGAAAUAUUGGAUGGCUGUGGAAGAGAUUCCUCAAGUUUGACACAGGGAUAUGACCCUCAUAGGACAAUCUUGAUUUUCUUAAUUCCUACGAUCCAUUCUCUUCAUUAAUGCCAAGGACAAUAGGAUGGACUGCAGCAAGUUUGAAAAGGCAGCGGCUGAGAAUGAAUGUAGGGGUCGCUAAUUGGGAGGAGAUUUAGAAUUUUAAAUUGGGUGGGAAUGAGAAAAAGAUUAAUCAAUCUUGAAAUGUGGUACAGAGGGAGAUUAAAUAAUGGGGGUCACAAUCUAGAUUAAAGAGGGAGUAGUUCAGCUGAUAAAAGGCCCAUUUAAUGCAUGAUUUUAAAUUGUUAAAGAGUUUUAGAGUUUCCAGGAUUUUUGUUGGGAGAGAGUGAAACCUGGCAGCCUGCUUUUAAAUUCCACUAUAAUUACGGGGAGAAAGCUUGGAAAGCAGCUGCUAUCUUUUGGCAUUUUCUCGAUAGAACAUUGCUCUUUUCGAACUCCCUCCUUCCUUCGACCUUCAAUAUCAUGUAUAUAACAUUGCCAUGGAACAAUGGCUCUGGCUCGUCGAUUCUAUAGUUUCACUUUCAAUCUCUCUCUUUCUCUCUCUUUCUGAACCAGAAGAUUUUUGGUCAUUCAUCUCCUUUUGACGACAGUGGAACUGGGACUUUCCUUCCAAUGGCUGUGGUUUGUGCUGAAGCAGCCUCACAACCGCUUAGAGCACAGGUCUGGGUCUUGAAAGUUUCUAUGCACUGUGAAGGGUGCAAGAGGGAAGUUAAGAAAGUUCUACAGAGCAUUGAUGGUGUCUAUACGACCAUUAUUGACUCAGAACAACAGAAAGUUACGGUCACCGGAAAUGUCAGUCUUGAGAAGCUGACCAAGAGGCUGAGAAAAGCACGUAAACACGUGGAAAUUUGGCCGGAAAAGCCAGCGGAAAAAGGAAAACAGUUCAUCAAGACGUUAGAGACUGACAAGGGGAAUGGCCAAGAAAAUGGAAGAAGUCCGAGUACUACUACUCCAGCGAAGAAGGUUGAGUUUAAAUUCAGCCCUGUUAAGAAUAACCGGGAAGAACAGACUGAAAAGUCAAAGAACAAUGGGAACUCUCCCAACAAGCCCACGGCCGGGGAGGCGCCGCCGGCGUCCAACUCCAAGGGCAAUACUACUACUGGACAUGAGGGUUGUCUAAACAAAAGUGGCACAGGGCAAAGUGGUGGUGAAAAGAAGAAAAAGAAGGGGCAACCAGGUAAUAACACCAAUAGUGACAAUUCGGGUUCAAACCCCCGAAAUGGGAAUGGGGCGCUCAAUCUGGAUCCAGAUGUGGGCCUAAAAAAUGGUAACCCACUGGCCCAACAGAUAUACUCGGGCCCAAAGGGUUAUUAUUUCCCUACGCCCAUAUUGGGGUUAAAUUACGAUGCGCCGGUUUCAGGUAAAGGUCCUGAAUUCCUUUACCAUGUUCCGCCGAUUUCCUUUCCAUAUUCAAAUGACCAGACAGGAAAUUAUGAGUAUCAAGCAAGGCCGCAGAACUGCCUAGAUUAUUUCAGUGAAGAAAAUGCCCAUGGAUGCUUCAUCAUGUGACCUACCAAUACCCAGCCAAUCUCAAAUCAACGACAGGUGUUAAUUUGAAGUGCUGAUUUCACGUAGUAAAUCAGCGAAGCAUGAGAAUAUAGAGGCACAUGAGUGAGAACCAAAAUGGCGGAAUAAGGUUAGCAGGUAGCUGAAUUUUGAAGGGUUGGGUGCUUCUAGUUUUUGAGUUGAAAGAACAUUAGGGUUAUUGUGCUCUCUACCAAAUGAGAACUUUUGCAGAAGCUUUGUGAUUUCUUCGACUAAUCUAGAAAAUUAUUCAAAUUUUCAAAUUUUCAAGCGCGAUAAGUACAUUUGUUGAAAUUCAAAGCUGGGAUAUUUUGCCUCU